This is a messenger RNA of Venturia canescens, 1572 nucleotides long. RefSeq names its product ribonucleic acid export 1 (gene Rae1). Bases 220 to 1290 code for a protein of 356 amino acids. Gene Ontology annotation, molecular function: RNA binding; ubiquitin binding. Lineage: Eukaryota; Metazoa; Arthropoda; Insecta; Hymenoptera; Ichneumonidae. Gene Ontology annotation, biological process: RNA export from nucleus; transcription-dependent tethering of RNA polymerase II gene DNA at nuclear periphery. The record is from RefSeq and is a predicted model, not a curated record. Gene Ontology annotation, cellular component: nuclear pore. The transcript is spliced from 4 exons.
GGUAGCACCUGGCUGCAGCCGUUGUCGCAGCACAGCAGUGAGACUAGCCACAUCAGAAAGAAAGAAAAAGAGAGGGAUAUACGAGCAACGGUGGGAGUGGGAGAGGACCCGGUGUACGCAUUUCGAAAAAAUACGGUUAUCUCGACAAUAUCAAACUGUUCACGAAAAAGAUUGAUUGUAUUUCCACACGAAUCGAAAAACUUUGGUAAAAUUCCGAAGAUGUUCAAUCAAAGCGGAACACUUGGCAGUGGAACACCUUCUACGGCGAAUCCCAUGAAAGAUUUUGAAGUUGUUUCGCCUCCAGACGAUUCAGUCUCCAGCCUUGCCUUCAGUCCGGCAUCUAUUCCGACAAAUUUUCUUGUUGCUGGUUCUUGGGACUGCAAUGUGCGAUGUUGGGAAGUCGAGCAGACAGGAAAAACAGUUCCAAAAUCAAUGCAAACUAUGGGUGGACCUGUUUUGGAUGUGUGUUGGAGCGAUGAUGGCACAAAAGUAUUUAUGGCAUCUUGUGACAAAAUGGUCAAAUGCUGGGAUCUUGCAUCCAAUCAAUGCAUUCAAGUAGCUGCUCACGAUGCUCCAGUCAGAACUUGUCACUGGGUCAAAGGCUCCAAUUAUUCGUGUCUUAUGACCGGUUCUUGGGAUAAAACCUUGAAAUUUUGGGACACUCGGAGCCCUAAUCCUAUGCUCACUAUCAAUUUACCUGAAAGAUGUUAUUGCGCCGAUGUUGAUUAUCCGAUGGCAGUAGUAGGCACAGCAGGUCGGGGCUUAAUAAUAUAUCAACUUGAAGGAACACCACAAGAAUUCAAGCGCGUAGAAUCACCCUUGAAAUACCAACAUCGUUGCGUGGCAAUAUUUCGGGACAAAAAGAAAGUGCCGAAUGGUUAUGCUCUGGGCAGCGUUGAAGGACGGGUUGCCAUACAGUACGUGAAUCCGCCAAAUCCGAAGGACAAUUUUACGUUCAAGUGUCAUCGUUCGAACGGCGCGCCAAACGGUUAUCAGGAUAUUUAUGCGGUGAACGACAUAGCGUUCCAUCCGGUGCAUGGGACUCUAGCGACCGUCGGAAGUGAUGGAACAUUUAGUUUUUGGGAUAAAGAUGCUCGCACGAAAUUGAAACCUUCUGAGCCGAUGGAGCAGCCAAUAAGUUGCUGUUGCUUCAACCACAACGGACAAAUAUUUGCUUACGCAGUUUCUUACGAUUGGUCAAAAGGCCAUGAGUUCUACAAUCCGAUGAAGAAAAAUUACAUUUUUUUGCGAUCCUGCUACGAUGACUUAAAGCCAAGAAGCACGUCUUAAUUCAACAAAACUAAUACAUCCACAAAAAUUAAUAACUCGCAGUGAAACAAAGAUUCGAUUGCGAUCGCAUUCCACGCUGUUCUUUUUAUUUUCUCUUUCUCUCGCUCUCUCUCUUCGGCGGUGAAUUAAUACACUGGAAAUUUUCCAUCAACUCCCAAUUUUUCAACAAAUAUAUACAAUCCCGUAAUAUUACAUCUCAUUUUGUACGGAAUUAAUGUUUUCGCGCCGACGCGUUUGUUUAGCGUUCCAAUGUAAAUAUAAAAUAAACCGACUACGUUUUUA